Molecule: messenger RNA, 272 nt
Organism: Gongylonema pulchrum
Lineage: Eukaryota; Metazoa; Nematoda; Chromadorea; Rhabditida; Gongylonematidae
Source: the annotation of a GenBank genome assembly
AUGGACAGUCCAUCGAACAGGACUCGGUAUUCAGUGUCCAUGUGCGGUAUGACUUCCUCGUCGGCAUCGGACAGUGGCUGCAUGUUUGAAAGCGGUAGCUCGACGGCCACCACCGACGACGAUUAUAAGGCAGUGCUAAGUAUUGACGAUGUUAGCUGUAUCAACAAUAAUAACAACAUUAUCAGCACUGGUCCAGAGGACAAACCUCCGUCCGUUUUCACAAAAGCACCCGGCAAGUUACUUUUCCGUAGGAAAAUCACUAUUUGCUAGAA